UUGAGACCGUCGGUGAACGCGGCAACACGCCUACAUAGAAAAAUAAACCAUUCAUUGAUACUUUACAACAAGAUGUUAAAUUGAUUAUACAGCCCGUGUUUCCUCUUCGGUAGUCGGACGCCUCCUCGGUGUUUUUGACCAAAGGACGAAGAAUUAGUUUCUGCGGAGAUCCGGGAGCUGGUCGCCAAACUACAGUAUGCAGCUUAUUGGGAAUAUAUGACAAUUUCUGAUUUUCAUCUCCUCUGCAAGCACCUUCAGCCAUUGGUUCCUACAGAAAUGGUACCUAAAGCCAUUUUUCUGUCUUUGGAUCCUCUCCAAACCACCUGAAUUUCCACACUUGAACAGAACUGUGUGGUUUUGGCACAUUAAUAUGCAUGCUCGAGGCGCAACAUGUCUUUGUACAUGAAUGCUGGGCGAUCAUAAGUGAUUUGGGGAACAGCAAGGGGAACCCCCCACCAUCGGAAGACUUCUAACAAUGACCGGACCAAGCGCCACCAGCAGCGGCUCCGCGGCCAAGAUCAGUAGACACGGACGGUCCAAAAGCACCAGUACAUACUGUCACACUACGAGUCCUGCUGCUGAAUCCUCCCCGUCCACUGCCGCAAAUAACACCGGCAGGUCGUCCGGUGAGGAAGAGGAGAAAGACGGCGGGGUCCCGUUUUUCGUCAACAGGACGGGCUUUCCCAUAGAGAGUGUCACCUGGGAGAGAAUGUGGUCUCACGUCGCCAAAGUUCACCCUGAUGGACAGGAGAUGGUGGACAGAAUACGAAAUGCAACACACCUCCCUAAACACCCUGUGCCAUCGGUUCCAAACUUUAAGCCAUCGAUGUCUGUGCCUGAUUGGCUCCAUGCCGUCCAGAACUACAUGAGAAACCUGCAAUACAACCAUACGGGAACGCAGUUCUUUGAGAUUAAGAAAACCCGACCUCUGAGUGGGUUGAUGGAGACUGCGAGAGAGAUGAUACGAGAAUCACUUCCUAUCAAAUGCCUUGAAGCAGUUAUCCUUGGGAUCUAUUUAACCAAUGGUUUAACCUCAGUGGAACGGUUCCCAAUCAGCUUUAAAACCCAAUUCUCUGGGCACCACUUCCAUCAUGUGGUAUUGGGCGUUUACUGUAACGGCCGCUAUGGCACCCUGGGCAUGAGUCGACGUACUGACCUUAUGGACAGACCUCUGAGCUUUCGUACACUCAGUGAGUUGGUGUUUGACUUCGAGGACUCAUAUCGCCGCUACCAGCACACCAUGAAGAAGAUAAAGAUUGGUCUAUACGUGCCGCACAAUCCACACGUUUUCCAGCCUAUUGAGUGGAACUAUCUGGUGAUAAAUGCCAGUAAGCAGGGCCGUGAAGACAUGCGUAAAGAGCUGGAGAAGCAUGGCCGUGACAUGAGGAUGAAGAUUCUCAAGUCGUCCAGUGCUCAGUCUCCAAUCAAAGAACGAACUCGAGGCAAGUCUUUAUCACCACGCCGCCGACCAGGCACCAGUCCCCAAAGACGCCAACAUGCCCACAGAAGAGACAAAUCGCCAGCAGCACUGGACAGAAAGCCGGCGGAGCUCAGCACUCUCAGUGACGGCUACCAGAUUCGCAUCUGAGACACUACAGCGCUUACGUACUGUAACAGCUUUAUUCUCCACACAUCCUCCCUCAGUCAGAUCCACACAUUAUUUAAUGCAAAUUGUAAACUGUACAGUAUAUUUAACCUAUUUUUAGUUCUGCUUCUGUGUAAUAGGGAAAUUGGCUGCCCUCCUCAAAUUUAAAAGUAAUUCAAAAACGUUUUAAACAACAAAUGACAUCCGUUUUAAGCCAUAAAAUAUUGAAAUAGUUAAAAAAUUUAAGUAGAAUUGAACCAAAUUUCUUGCUAAAGAAUAUGUUUGUACCCUAAUAAUGCUCAAGUGUUUUAGAAAGCCUAAAAGUGGGACUGGCUAAAAUAUUCAAUCAAAUGUGAGUGGGAAAACUCACUUAAAAUCUUUGGACAGAUCGUCACUAGCUGUGAGAGCUGGAGUGUGAAUGGAUUGUGUUUGGCAGAAAGAUGUGAACCUCGGUGCCUCACUAUUGGUAGUUUUGGAGACUGACUGUCAAGAAGAUUUUUUGCCAGAGGCGUAAGGACACGAGGGACCAGAGCAUCAGAGAGCCCGCCAUUCUGCCCACAAGAACUGUGUUCAAUCCACUUUACUUCCUUUUUUGUUGAUGUUACCUCCAUACACUCCUGUAAUAUGGAUGGAAUGGACAUGUUUUAUUGAAUUUUUUUUUUUUUUGAAGGUUUGAGGCUCACGUACAUUGAUAGGUUUUGUAUGUUUUUUUUUCUCAUAUGAUAUCAUGGUUGUAGUUAUAGAUGAUUUGUUUUUUUAUUUAAAUGUUUUUAUUAUUUAUACAUUUUUCUUUAUUGUUUUUUUAUUUUUUAUUUUAAACUAGUACAGUAUUUUGCGGUUCUGUGUAUUUUCAUUUCACUUUCUUUUGAUGAAGAAACUCUCAGAGGUGUGAAGGUUGAAGUGCCGUCCAUUGCAAAUAAUCCUAAAAGUUUCACAUAUUCAUUUGGAAAAUAUUACUAAUUACUUUUUUUUUUUAAUGCGGCAGUCAUGAACCACAUUGUUCUGGUUUAUGACUAUAAAUCAGUGGGUUUUUACAGAGCCCCUAAAGCAGGGGUGCCCAGACCCGGCCCUGGAGGGCUGGUGUCCUGUAGAUUUUAGCUCUAACUUUCCUCAAGACACUUGCACAGAUAUUUAUACAAAGCCUAGUAAAAGCUUGAUUUGCUAGCCCAGGUGUGUCUGAUUGGGUUGGGACUAAACUUUGCAGGACACCGGCACUCCAGGACCCAGUUUGGGUACCCUUUCCUAAAGGGACAUGGUGAUAGAAAAAAAUUAUACUUCAAUGUUUUUUAGUUAGCUUGCAAAACUCUGAGUAAAUGCAAAAUUGGAGAAGGAAAUAGUGACAAUUUUUAAAUGUGGAACGCAGUACUUUUGUGACACAGUGUACAAGUUUUGCAAGAAAAUGCAAAGAUAUUAAAGUAUCACCAGGGUGUGAAUUAAAGGGGGUUUAGGGGGGUAGCCCUUUAAUAGUAAGAAAUAGCUUUCUCUGAUCUCUGAUUUAUAUCUCAAAUAUUAAUAAUUAAAAAUGUAUAAUAUAAAUAUACAUUUGACCCCCCAUAAUGAUUCAUACCAUUGAAAAUGCAUAAUUGUGCCAAUCAAUGCAAAAAAUAAGAUUCAACAGUCUGAAACAGGCAGUUCGUGAUCACCGAUAGACAUCUUAAGUAUUCACAAAACAUGCUUCCUGUAAAAUAGGUGUUUUUAUCUGGAUGUAGCCUAAAAAAUUGAAAAAUUAGACAUAAUUUGUACAGUUUGACUGACCGUUACCUCUAAAAUAGUCACUAAAUAUCCCUCAAAACACUAAAAACGUAAACAUUUUAUUAAUAAAUGAGAUGUAAUUUAAAAACAUUCAUAAAUUUUAUUCACUGAAGCAUGCAUUACCAUACUACUACAGAAGAUGUUGACCCCCUGAUCGUCAAUGCAUAAUUCGCACCCUGAGUAUCAUGUUAUAUCAAAUAGUGUAGUUCAGUGCUUCUUUUUUCACUUAUCGCCAAGUUUUUGGGGGAAUAAAAACACUAAGACUGAACUCAAAAGUUUUACGUGGGAAUGCAGUGUUUCUCAGGGGAAUGAAAAACAUUGAAAUUUAAUUUUUAGAUUUUAAAGUGGGAGGAAAAGCUAUAUUUAAAACGUAUUGUAGUGAAGGAAAGCUUCAUGAGGAAACAAAAGGAAAGACACACUGAAAUGAGAGGGCGAAAUUGUAAAUGCAAAGGAUCUUGGAGGAAUUACCACAAUGUGAAACGUUUAGAAAGCUUAGUAAAAGCUUGAUUUGCUAGCCUAGGUGUGUCUGAUUGGGGUUGGGGCUAAACUUUGCAGUACACCGGCCCUGCAGGACCCAGUUUGGGCACCCCUGCCCUAAAGGAACAUGGUGAUAGAAAAAAUUAUACUUCAGUGUUUUUGUGUUAACUUGCAAAAUUCUGAGUGAAUGCAAAAUUGGAUUUGUGUAUAUGCACAAAAUUGUUUUGUGUAUUUGCUAGGAAAUGUGGAACGCUUUACUUUUGUGUCCAAGUUUUGCAAGGAAAUGCGAAGAUAUUAAAGAAUCAUCAGGGUGCGAAUUACAAGGAGGUUUGGAGGAAUUGAUCCCCCUAAUUAACGUUUCAUCCCCCUGAAGAACAUCAAAACAAGAUGUAUGCAAAGGAAGGAAUUACCACAAUGUGAAACUUUUGAAAGUUUCUUGGAAAGCGGUAAAGCAUUGAAAUAUAAUUUUUCCUCGUUUAAUUUUUUUUCUAUCUUCAUGUCCUCUUAAUCUCAAAGUAAAUUUCUAUUUUAUGCAUAUGUGAGGGUUUGCCUACAGUGUGCUUGAUGUGAAUUUUGUCAUUAGAGCAGUAUGCAUAUACUUCACACACAACCGUUUGAUUUUUACAAUUGCGUGUACCAAUGUGAUGGGAAAUUCAAUGGCGCAUUCACUGAGCACCUAUACUCGCAAACACCAUUAAAUGAAAUAUAUUUUCAAAGGUGCAUUUGACCAUACACCUAUGCUACUACAUGCAUAGACUAAUAGGAUAUCAUCUCUUAAUCAACAGCAUAUCACCUCAAACUUUCCCACCUCAUGAGAUUAAGCUAUGCACGUGGAGCAGAUCUGCGUUAUGAUCUGUUUUGCUCGACAACAGACCUAUUUUUAAAAUUGUAGCAGCGACAUUGUUACCAAGUCUUUGUGGGUUCCUCUCUGAGCGUUGUUUAUUGAGUGCUGUUGACUAAACUACCACAUUAUAGCUCAUUCUGCCUUGUAAUUGGUACCAGCUUUCUUAUCAGAAGCUAUCGAACCACACAAGUGCCAGACCACUGAGUUCGUCAAACUCAUCCUUAAGGGUGAGGGUUUCAUCUCAGUCACAUGAAGACAAAAAGGUCAUGAGUUUCAGUGACAUAUCUAAUGUUAAAUUGUUCAGACCCUUUAUGGGAGAGAAGAGGUCUGCUGCUUUUUUUGGUAUGUGAAGAACAUCACAUUGUUACAGAUUUUUUAAUCAUUUAAAACUUGCUGUUUGGGAACUUAUUGUGUGAAAUUGAGUGGAAAAAGUAAAAUAAAAGCAUUCAAGUUUCUGGUUUUAAAGAAAUGCAGUGAUCUCCCCUCAAAGGUGCUAAGAUGAGACAUUUUACCCAUAUUGUCAAACUCAAUAUUUUAGCUUUUUUUAUGAUUAAAGAGCACAUUAAUCUGGCUUCUGUAGCACAGUGAUGGAACUGCAACAAGUUUAAUAUUACACAUCACCAAUAUAUAUUCAUAGGUGAUGUAAGUAUUCAGAUUAUAGAUGCUUUUGUGGAAUGUUUGUUUCCAUGUCUGAAAAUACAAUCAGUUUGAAUGACAAAUAGUUGAAUCCAAUUUUAUGGGAAAUGUUUUUCUCAGUAAGAAUGUUAAAAAUGUGACUUUAUUAUGAAGAUCUCACUACUUCAAACCUAUCCUGAGUUUCCUGUGUAUUUAAAUGUACCACAAAAAUAAGUACUUUAUAAAAUCUAAGCGACCCUCAACUGUUUUCACACAUUUUCCUAAGCCUUACCACAGCUUGCAACAUAAAUCCUCUUUUCUGUCUGAAAUUUGUGUUUCUGGGUCACUUCCAUUUCCUCAUGAGCAAACAUUAAUGUAAUUUGUUCAUCCUCAGUAGCAUGUUUUAAUAAAACGGCUUUUUUUCUGUGA
This is a messenger RNA of Danio aesculapii, 5702 nucleotides long. It is a transcript of the gene vash2, whose product is annotated as vasohibin 2. Gene Ontology annotation, cellular component: cytoplasm. The transcript has 7 exons. The coding region runs from base 476 to 1588 and encodes 370 amino acids. Gene Ontology annotation, biological process: regulation of angiogenesis. The record is from RefSeq and is a predicted model, not a curated record. NCBI's taxonomy places the organism in Eukaryota, Metazoa, Chordata, Actinopteri, Cypriniformes, Danionidae.